Molecule: messenger RNA, 1678 nt
Organism: Pseudogymnoascus verrucosus
Lineage: Eukaryota; Fungi; Ascomycota; Leotiomycetes; Thelebolales; Thelebolaceae
Exons: 2
Coding region: 517-1521 (334 amino acids)
Source: RefSeq, a predicted model, not a curated record
UCUGUGAUAGGCUCUUUUACGAAGUUCUACUACAGUUCCAGUAAAGUUUCCUGAAGAUCUCGUCUCGGCUUGUCUGGUAUCCAUAUACUUCCUUCCCGGCUCACAGAACGGCCGCCAAGCAUUACAUCUCCUGUCUCAUACUCAACGGGAUCUCCAUAUCCACUUCACCGACGAUACAAUGCUCGUUCCAGAGCAUGGCCUCAUCUUUCAUCUGUUGCUCGCUUCUAGUCGAUGCCAAGCUUCCUACAAGAAGUACUCUGCAUCCGAAAUAUCCAUCUCUUCUUUUACGUUCAUCACCGUCUAAAACCUCUCUUUCACCUUCCAAACGUGUAUCUUCGUGCGGUUUUAUUUCUCUUCUUCAAUCUGUAAUUGCCGGUCAAUCAGAUCACACGUCGAACGUGCCUUUCUUUUUCUUACAUCUAACUCCUUGACGGACAACAACAACGCUCAUUACAUCCAACCUCACCAGCCUCUCGACUCUCACCAUCUUAUAAUUCUGGUCAAGAAGCUGCUACAAUGCUCUACAAGUUUGCCCUUGCCGUCGCCUUAGCGGCGAGCUCUGCCGUUGCGCAGAACAACAACCAGAAUAAGGGGGGUCAGAAUAACAACAACAACAACAACAACAACGCCAACAACAAUGCAGCUGAUGGCCUCACACUGCUAGCCAAUGCCGUUCAGAAGGGGUCUGCACAAGAUGGUUCUGCCAACAUCGCAGCCGGCCAGGCGUUGUCACUUACUUCGGAUAACAACUUCAUAAACUUCUGCUCGGGGAAGACACUGACAGAUGGUCUGCAAGUUCAAGGAGGUUCUUGUAACGGAGUUGUCAUGGGAGACAUCCCUUCCAAAUCCAACAUGGUCUCAUCCAUAAUCACCUUCCCAACACAGGGUGGCGCCGACGUCCAAGCCGACACCACCUUCGACAUCAAAGUCCAAAUGGCCAACUUCGUCGCCGGAACCUUCACCAACGCCGAUAACACCUACUACUCCGCCCCCCAGCAGCUCCAAGGCGGCAAAGUCGUCGGCCACACCCACGUCACCGUCCAGGAUCUCGGCAACACCCUGAACCCCACCACCCCCCUCGACGCCACACAGUUCGCCUUCUUCAAGGGGAUCAACGAUGCAGGUGAUGGAAAGGGCGGGCUCUCGGCGACUGUUACUGGAGGACUUCCCGCGGGCAAUUACCGUGUUUGCACUAUGGCUUCGUCGUCGAACCAUCAGCUUGUUCUCAUGCCUGUUGCGCAGCGUGGUGCGUCGGAUGAUUGUACGAAGUUUACUGUUAGUGCUGGGAAUAACAACAACGGUGGCAACAACAAUAACAACAAUAACAACAAUGCCGCCGCUGCUAACAACAACAAUAACAAUAACAACAACAACGCCGCCGCUACCGCUGCUAACAACAAUAACAACAACGCCGCCGCCGCUACCGCUACCGCUGCCGCUGCCAACAACAACAAUAACAACAAAGGACAGGGUGGAAGGCGAGGAGGCAGGCGUGUCAACCGCCGCACAUUUGUUGCAUAAAUGAUAUCCUCGGGAAAGAGAGAGGUGCAGGUCACGUUGUUUUUAAAGAUCCGUAGAGCGGAUGUAAGAAAAACACAGUAAUAUUGCAGUUUGCAUGCAGGCUUGGAUCUGGAAUAUAUAUUUUCUUUUAACUUUUUGAUGGUUUGUUUGUUGGGGG